GCGAAGAUCGAGGUGGCCGUACAUAAGCCUACACUUCGCCCUCCUCACCGACAACACCUACAGCCACCCGUCUCACGUGUCUUUUGUCCUUUUAGCAUUUGCUUCCUGCUCCUUCGCUGCGAGGGACACCACCGGCGCAUCACUGCACGCCCACUCUCUCCACCUAAUUCCCCCCAGCCUGCUCGUCAGCACCCGCAACAAUGGGUAAAUUAGGACGCUUUGCGUGCAUUUUCGUGCCCAUGGCACUGAGCAUUGCCUCGCUCAUCUGUCUGGCCCUCGUCUUCAGCGGCCAGCUGGACAAGGGCAAUUCGCUGCAGAGAGAGCUGUUCUUCUUCAAGGCGGACACACGACAGUUCAAUGCGAAUCCCGUGAAGCUACCGAACGAGAACUACGACAACACGCUGUUCGAUGCCCUGAAGGGCGCCGCCUCCUCCAAAGAUCUCAAGGACUUCUACACCGUCGGGCUGUGGAACUACUGCGAGGGCGACACUGACAAGGAUGGCAAGAACCCCGUGGUCACCUACUGCUCGCCCCGCAAGACGUCCUACUGGUUCAACCCCAUUGAAGUCUGGGACCUGAAGAACACGACUGCGCAGAAGAUCUUCGGCGAUAAGAUGCAGAAGGGGCUCAAUGAUUACAAGAAGGUCACAGGCUGGAUGUUCGCCGCCUACGUGAUUGCAUUCUGGGUGACUGUCGCUGAGAUCGUGCUCGGAAUCUUCGCCAUCUUCUCGCGCUGGGGCAGCUUCGUCACCACCAUCGCGUCCUCGGUCUCCACCUUCUUCAUCUUCGGCGCCGCCAUCACGUCGACCACCAUCUACGCCGCGCUGGCCGGCACCUUCGACUCGGUGCUGAAGCCGUACGAGAUCCACGCGUCCAUGAGCAAGCAGAUGCUCGGCGUCGUUUGGCUGGCCGUCGCCUUCUCCUUCGCGUCGGGCCUCUUCUGGCUCUUCAGCACCUGCUGCUGCUCCGGCAAGAGCAAGAACAAGAAGGUGACGGUCGAGAAGACGCCCUACACGUACGAGCGCGUCGCCAGCCCCUACCUCGGCGCCCGCGCCCAGGGCGGCGAGGACACGCUCCCGCUGAACCCGAUGCCGCAUGCCGGCGCACCGACGGGCGCGUAUGAGCCCUUCAGACAGCAGCAUGUGUAAACGUGUUGGAGAACAAGCGAGCGCGAUUUAGGAAUUCCGAGCGAGGCAAGCAGAACUGAGGCGAAGAUGUGCUAUUUCACGAGUGCAUGAGGGAUUGCGAUACUUCUGGAUCUGACUGAAAUGUGGGGGCAUGUCAUAGUCCGCGGAAGAAAGUGGCAUUACGGCGUUCUUAAAGGGGCCCCUUGGGUUAGGCACUAUAUGUUGCGAAUUUUUUAUUUUUUUUAUAGUGCUUGCAUUAGCCAGAUUACGUUUUUGAUCUGCUAUGGGCUUUGGAUUUUAAGCCCGGUCUUCACUGUAAUCAAAACAUU
Mytilinidion resinicola is the source of this 1456-nucleotide messenger RNA. RefSeq names its product integral membrane protein-like protein. NCBI's taxonomy places the organism in Eukaryota, Fungi, Ascomycota, Dothideomycetes, Mytilinidiales, Mytilinidiaceae. Gene Ontology annotation, cellular component: cell cortex of cell tip; plasma membrane. Bases 201 to 1148 code for a protein of 315 amino acids. The record is from RefSeq and is a predicted model, not a curated record. Gene Ontology annotation, biological process: fungal-type cell wall organization. The transcript has 3 exons.